AAAUUAAUUAUGAUACGAGGGUACACAUCUGUAUUGAGAAAAUCACUUUGGUAUUUACCAUCAAUGGGAUUCUCAAAGAAAUUGGGUAUCGGAGAGGCUUCAAGUGUAUUAGAAGACAAAAUUAAAAAUAUCUCUUAAUUGGUAAAAGAAUAUAGUGAUAAUUUAGAAUGACAUAAAAGAAUAUGGUACAGUCAUAUCAAUUGGUGAUGGUAUUGCUAGAGUUUUUGGAUUGACAUAAGUAUAAGCAGGAGAAAUGGUUGAAUUCAGUUCAGGAGUUAGAGGUAUGGCCUUGAAUUUGGAAACAGAUAAUGUGGGUAUUGUCGUGUUAGGUAACGACAGGUAUUUAAUAUAAAUAUAAUUAUUCUAGAGAAAUCUAAGAAGGAGAUAUUGUUAAAAGAACAGGAGCUAUUGUUGAUGUCCCUAUUGGUAUGGAAAUGUUGGGAAGAGUAUUUGAUGCUCUUGGUAAUCCAAUUGAUGGACAUGGUCCAAUUAAAACUAAUACAAGAAGAAGAGUUGAAUUAAAAGCACCAGGAAUUAUUCCAAGAAAGAGUGUCCAUGAACCUAUGUAAACUGGAUUAAAAGCAGUUGAUUGUUUAGUACCAAUUGGUAGAGGAUAAAGAGAAUUGAUUAUUGGUGAUAGAUAAACUGGAAAGACAGCUAUUGCUAUUGAUACAAUCAUUAAUUAAAAACCAAACUUUGAUUCUGGUGAUAAGAAUAAAUAAUUAUAUUGCAUUUACGUUGCUAUUGGUUAAAAGAGAUCAACUGUUGC
Messenger RNA from Paramecium sonneborni, 769 nucleotides. The record is from the annotation of a GenBank genome assembly. Lineage: Eukaryota; Ciliophora; Oligohymenophorea; Peniculida; Parameciidae.